Cetraspora pellucida is the source of this 222-nucleotide messenger RNA. NCBI's taxonomy places the organism in Eukaryota, Fungi, Glomeromycota, Glomeromycetes, Diversisporales, Gigasporaceae. The record is from the annotation of a GenBank genome assembly.
UAAUUUAAAUUAUUUUAAAGAUGAUUUUAAUAUGGAUAAUAAACCUGAAGAUGAGCCUGAAGAUGAACCUAAAGAUGAACUUAAAGUUGAGUUUAAUAUAGAUAAGAAAUCUAAAGAUAAUUUUAAUACAAAUAAUGUUCUUGAAAAUAUGCAAUCAGAUUUUAAUAAUAAAUUUGAUAUAUUAUCAUCUGAUAUCAAAUAUUUUUCUAAUAAUUCUGAUUA